This is a messenger RNA of Lichtheimia ornata, 1704 nucleotides long. RefSeq lists its product as uncharacterized. Gene Ontology annotation, molecular function: protein binding; protein-membrane adaptor activity. Gene Ontology annotation, cellular component: fungal-type vacuole membrane. Bases 1 to 1704 code for a protein of 567 amino acids. The record is from RefSeq and is a predicted model, not a curated record. NCBI's taxonomy places the organism in Eukaryota, Fungi, Mucoromycota, Mucoromycetes, Mucorales, Lichtheimiaceae. The transcript is spliced from 11 exons. Gene Ontology annotation, biological process: vacuole inheritance; nucleus-vacuole junction assembly.
AUGGGAAACAUUACGAGUUGUUCUUCUUGCUGUCAAGACUGCUUUGGAAAACGAAAUCGGACAGGUCUUUAUGAACCACUCUUGCAAGACAAUGAACGAGAUGCCAUUGCAGAAUUGCUUCACUUUCUUGAAAACCGCAGCGAUACCAACUUCUUUGACGGUGAACCUCUACGUGCUCUUUCGACACUUGCGUUCUCUGAUAAUGUGGAUUUACAACGAUCAGCUGCAUUAGCCUUUGCUGAAAUCACUGAGAAAGAUGUGCGACCAGUGGGACGUGAAACGCUUAAUCCGAUCCUUUUCUUGUUACAAUCGCAUGAUGUGGAAGUUCAAAGAGCAGCCAGUGCAGCAUUGGGUAAUUUAGCGGUCAAAGCGGAGAAUAAGCUCUUGAUUGUCAAGCUUGGAGGCCUGGAUCAAUUAAUCCGCCAGAUGGGUAGCCCCAAUGUUGAAGUGCAAUGCAAUGCUGUUGGAUGCAUCACAAACCUCGCCACACAUGAGGAAAACAAGGCAAAGAUUGCAAAAUCAGAUGCUCUUCGGCUAUUAGUGGAUUUGGCACGCUCCAAAGAUCAGCGAGUACAACGCAAUGCGACUGGUGCACUUCUCAACAUGACACAUAAGGAGGUGAAUCGUCAACACAUGGUCAAUGUCGGUGCCAUCCCCGUGUUGAUUGGUUUAUUGAGUUCGCCUGAUGCCGAUGUCCAAUAUUAUUGCACUACAGCACUAAGCAACAUUGCAGUGGAUGCUGGAAAUCGAAAAAAGUUGGCACAAUCCGAUUCGAAGCUGGUACAAUAUCUUAUCGCGUUGAUGGAGACAAAGAGCCUCAAGGUGCAAUGUCAAGCAGCAUUAGCGCUUCGGAAUCUAGCAUCUGAUGAAAAGUACCAAUUGGAAAUUGUCCGCUGCAACGGCUUGAAGCCAUUAUUGCGUCUCCUCAAAUCCUCCUUCCUUCCUCUCACUUUAUCCUCGGUCGCUUGUAUUCGCAAUAUAUCCAUUCAUCCUGCCAACGAAUCGCCCAUCAUUGAGGAAGGUUUUGUCAACCCUUUGAUCGAAUUAUUAUCAUAUGACGACAAUGAAGAAGUUCAAUGUCAUGCUAUAUCCACAUUACGCAACCUCGCUGCAAGUUCAGAACGCAACAGGCUUAUCAUUGUCGAAGCUGGCGUGGUCGAACGCAUUCGAAUGCUAAUAAGCGAAGCGAAAAACAGCGUAAAGAUCGAGAUGACAGCAGCGAUCGCCGUAUUGGCAUUGAGCGACGAUUUGAAACAAAGACUCUUGAGCACCAAGGUAUUGGAAGUGUUGGUGCCACUGACAUCAAGCACAAACAUGGAAGUGCAAGGCAACUCGGCUGCUGCCAUUGGGAAUCUGAGUUCCAAGGUCAAAGAUUAUUCCCCAUUUGUUGACGUGUGGUCUUCUCCUGCGGAUGGUUUGCGUGGCUUCCUCAUCCAUUUCCUCGAUGAUGCCCAAGAUAUUUCAUUCCAACACAUCGGCGUAUGGACCAUUGAGCAGUUUUUAGAAGGCAAUGACGCCGAGCUGGUAUCCUUGGUUGCAAAUACACCCGAAAUUGUUCAAGCGGUUGGAAGGAUUGCCAAGAGAGAUGGUCGUGGAUCCAAGGAGAAGAUUGAUACAGAUGUGGGUGGAGACGAUUUGGAAAGUGACAUCUAUGCACUGGCUAGGCGAGUCGCCAAUGCCUUGGAAGAAGCUGGCAAAAAAUAG